Molecule: messenger RNA, 1701 nt
Organism: Penicilliopsis zonata CBS 506.65
Lineage: Eukaryota; Fungi; Ascomycota; Eurotiomycetes; Eurotiales; Aspergillaceae
Exons: 1
Coding region: 1-1701 (566 amino acids)
Biological process (GO): positive regulation of transcription by RNA polymerase II
Cellular component (GO): nucleus
Molecular function (GO): zinc ion binding; DNA-binding transcription factor activity, RNA polymerase II-specific; transcription cis-regulatory region binding
Source: RefSeq, a predicted model, not a curated record
AUGCCGCGUCGCAGGGCUGCAGACCGCGAAGGUCCGGUCAACACCCGGACUCGCAGCGGGUGCCAGGGGUGCCGGGCGAGUCGGGUGCGAUGCGACGAGAGCAAACCAGCCUGUGGACGGUGUCGGCGGAGAGGUCUGGAAUGCUCGACACAGGUGGUCAUGAAGUGGGAGUCGGAAUUUGCGAGUCGUGGCCUGGCCUUUGGUCGAGCGGGGGUCUGGAGUAAGCAGACUCCUGGUGGAAGCUCGAAGAGGCCGUCACGGUCACCGUCUUCUCCCACACAGAAAGAACAGGAAUGGUGUUUGGUUCCGCACAUUGGAUCGUGGGCGUUUGUCAACAGUGGUAUCGCUACCUUUGAGGAGUCGUGUCGUGUCCUUGUCGGACGGGACAUGGGCAGCGUAUGCUCUGCUUGGGACUUCCCGGCCAAUUAUGAUAACGCUAUGAUGGGUAGACCGGUUCCAGAGAUUCCCAGGUCAUUAUCAGUUUUUGGGGAUAUCUCGGUGUGGGAGCAUGGCCAAAUGUUCGAUUAUUACCUCCACCAGGUGUGUCCACGGACAACCCCGAGUUGCAGAGCUACCUCGCCCUUCGCAUCGAUCAUUCUCCCGUUUUGCCUGACGGCCUCUCCAGCUCUCUUUAAGGCGAUCCAGGCUUUAGGGGCCUGUCAUUGGUCACGGUUUGAUGGCUCGUACAGUGUUCUCGGGCUCCGGCUCAAGUCUGAAGCCUUACGCGAUCUCCGACGGCGACUCUCAGAUGGAUCUCUUGUCUUCUCGGCCGACCCAGAGGUUCUGGUUAUCAUGAUGAUGCUUUGCCUCUAUGAGAUUGUAGACGAUUGUGACCAGCAUUGGACCAUCCACCUUCAAGGAGCAAAAGCCCUGAUCCGACAACGAAGACAACAAGUCGUGCACACCGAGGACUCUGACUCUCACCGGUCCCUCCUGGAUCCAGUGACUGCAUUCGCAGAGUCGUUCUUUGCGUUCCAGGACGUCAUGGGCCGGACUGCAUGUGGGGAGGAGGUGAAUUUCGGUUCUGACCAUUGGCCAGAGAACGAACAGACCGUCGAUCUCUGGAUGGGGUGUAGCCCGGAACUGGUCUCUAUUCUGUCGUCAAUCACAGAACUGAGCCGUACAAGAAGACUCCGGGCAGCAGGACCCGCCUCGGCUCAAUUCACAGCACGAGCAGCUUCCCUGAGACGCCGACUCGAGUCUCUUGUGCAAAAGCUUGACGGGGAUGGCAAAGACGAAACGCUUGAGGCCGCUGCGGAGCUCAAACGACUGUCCGCCAUCUUGUAUCUGCACUGUUCUCUGUAUGGCUCGUCGCCGCAGACCCCGCUCGUUGCAGACUACGUCCGGAAAAUCCUCCGAUCAGCCUCUCAUCUUCUUGACCGUGGAGUGGUCGCCAGCAUUACCUGGCCGAUCUUCGUCGCUGCUGUGGAACUUGACCCUGCGUUCGAUGAGCUCUGGUCUGAGGAGCAUGGACCCGAGGCUUCUGCCGUGUAUGGGCGGCCGUUGGUCCUGCGUGCUCUGGCUGCGAUGGCCCAAUCCAGUGUCUCCAAUGUGGCGCGCACGCGAGCUGUGAUCAUAAAGGUCUGGCAGUCUCGAGAUGGCGAUAUGCUCAAGGCAGCCUCGGCUGAGUGUUCGGGCUCGGCUUGCAACGACUGGGAGCGAUAUGUUGCUCCUAUCAGUACUGCCAUGAGCUUGGCAUAA